This is a messenger RNA of Botrytis byssoidea, 1888 nucleotides long. RefSeq lists its product as uncharacterized. Bases 404 to 1564 code for a protein of 386 amino acids. Gene Ontology annotation, cellular component: membrane. The transcript has 2 exons. Lineage: Eukaryota; Fungi; Ascomycota; Leotiomycetes; Helotiales; Sclerotiniaceae. The record is from RefSeq and is a predicted model, not a curated record.
UUGUGCUGUAUUGAGUUGUCUUGUCUUGUCUUGUCUUGACUUGUGUUGUUGCAUACAAUUUUUUGCUUUCAUGUUGUCUUAUUAUACUCUUCCAUAUAUCAAUCAGUCUUUGUUCUGUCAUUCAUCUAUCAAUCAUAAAUUGUCAUUCCCAUCCAUAUAAUCUGCUUCGCCUAGUGAGGUCAUUGCGCACUUAUUACCAUCUCUAAAGAUAACCUUAAGAGAGUCCCUGUUUGCGGGCAUUACAAACAUCAACGACAUUCAACUGUCGAUAUUGAUUCCAUUUCAAUUAGAGAAUAUUACCAGGAUUUCGCAGACGAUCACUUGUUAACUCUACAUAUCACCGCAGGCCUUUUAUAUCCCAUACACGUUUAAGAAUAUCGACUGUCGUCGUACAAAACAGCUAAUGCUACCGCCACCGGGCUUGGAGCCCACAUCAACAUCAACUCUCCUCAACGAUGUCUCUCCCACUUCCAUUAUCUCCUCUGCAAUAGCAACUUCUUCGGCAUUGUUACUCGAUCUCGUAAAUCCAUCGUCUACAACAGCGACAAUGCUCGCCACCGCAAAAGAUGAAGAUUCCCCAGACUCGGACAAUGGAGAAUGCCAACUUCUUGGAAAUUUUGCCAUAUUGGUUCAGGGUUCGUUAGGUCUGUUGGCUGUGAUGGCAUUGGUAUACAAAAGAUGGAGAGAGAGACCUCAAAGACCUAUGAAAAUUUGGUUCUUUGAUGUUUCAAAACAAGUGGUUGGAAGUGUGUUGGUUCACAUCGCAAAUUUGUUGAUGAGCAUGUUAUCGAGUGGACAAUUCAGUAUCAAAUUGGAUGCCAGUAAUGUCGCGAAAAGAAUGGUCGGUGAUUCGGGGCAGUAUAAGCCAAAUCCAUGCAGCUUCUAUUUACUGAACUUGGCUAUUGAUACAACCAUCGGCAUUCCGAUACUCAUAUUUCUCCUUCGAAUACUUACCUCGCUUUUUGUUAUGACACCAUUUGGCAAUCCUCCCGAGUCGAUCGAAUCAGGCAAUUAUGGCCACCCACCAAAAGCAUUCUGGUGGUUCAAACAAUCUAUAAUUUAUUUCAUCGGUCUGAUGGGUAUGAAGAUAUGCGUGCUCAUCAUCUUCCUUGUCCUUCCUUGGAUUUCACGAAUUGGAGACUGGGCACUGAGAUGGACAGAGGGUGAUGAAGCAUUACAAGUGAUAUUCGUCAUGUUGAUCUUCCCUGUCAUCAUGAAUGCAACUCAAUAUUACAUCAUCGACUCGUUCAUCAAGAAUCAAAAGCCUGAUCAUGAGCUUAUACCAGAUGAAGACAGCGAUAGCGAUCUUGAGGGAAGAGACGGGCGUUAUGCUGAUCCGAGCGGAAGCAGUGAUGGAAUCCAGUCUGAGGGGGAGGAAGAUGAUGAAGUUUUGGCAAAAGCUCAUAAAAACACUAGACCAGAAACACCAAGAAACAAACGUGCAGGUUUGAGGUCGGGAAACAAAGAUUAUGAUCCUCUAUACGAUGGCGAGAGUAGUCCAACGGUAGUAGGAAGCACAAGUUCGAGACCAGGGGAUGAUAGUGAUAGCACAACGAAGAAGUAAAUUACCCCGCCAUUUUGGGUUGAGGAAAUGGAUACAACUGUUAAUACGAGGGAUUGGUAUAUGACUUUUGAGUACAUACUGGAGCAGAGUACAUUAUGCAAGGUGUUUGAGGAGUUUAGCACAUGGGAUUUCCGUCGUCGGUCACACAUAGACACACAUCAUAUUGGUCGGAGAGUUUUGAUGAAUAGGCGUCUUCACGGCAUGACAUACAACUGAUUUGUGAAUUUGGCUAGGUCUAGUCCUGUAUGGGGCUGUAAAUAAAAACAUUUUUCCUCUUUUACAAGUUUUCAAUAUUUGUAAUUGUAAUAUCUUCUUUUUGUACAA